GCGCAAUAGAAAGGAAGUAAAGUCCGUAUGCGCAUGUUGACUGGGAAAACUUGGUCUUUUCUUUUUAUUAUAUCUUGGAUUUAUAUACUACAUAUCCAGCGACUCAGACGAGCGCACGCGCGCGCGCACACACACACACACACACACACACAGGAGAAUUUCUGACACUCUGAAAAAGAGUCAUAUUAAAUGUGCAAACUGGGAGACGUGAUUUCUUACUGAAAGGAUUGAGAAAGGUGAAGCAGGAAGGAAAUGGCAGAAGGAAGAAAAGAGAGACGGCACAGCGUAGAAAGACCAUUUAACUUCUGUGAAACUGUCAAACAUGACUCAAGCGUCCUCCUGACUGAAGAGCAGUUACAGUGUUCUAUCUGUCUGGAAGUGUUCACUGACCCCGUCACCACUCCAUGUGGACACAACUUCUGUAAGAGCUGCCUCACACAAAGCUGGGAUACGAGUCAACACUGCUGCUGUCCGUUAUGUAAAGAGAAAUUCACCAAGAGACCUGAGCUCAAGAUUAAUACAACACUGAGAGAGGUUGCAUAUCACUUCAAGAAUAAAACUGGUCUCAACAAAUCUCAGGUUCUUUGUGACUUCUGCACUGGUGUGAAGGAGAAGGCCUUGAAAUCCUGUCUGGAUUGUGGUGUGACUCUCUGUUCAUCUCAUUUAGAGUCUCAUAAUCAUGUUCCAAAAUAUAAGAAACACAAACUAAUAAAUGCAGUGGAGAACGUGGAUAAAUACAUAUGCCAGGAGCAUGAGAGACCUCUGGAACUGUUCUGUAGAGACGAUCAGACGUGUGUGUGUCGGUUCUGUACUGAAGGAAAACAUAAGAAUCAUAAUGUUAUUCCUAUAAAGAAGAGUCAGCUGGGGAAAACACAGACGGAGCUGCAGCAGAUGAUCCAGGAGCGACUGAAGAAGAUCCAGGAAAUUAAUCACUCAGUAGAGCUCAGCAAAAGAAACACAGAGAAAGAGAAAUCAGACAGUAUUGAAGUCUUCACUGCUCUGAUUCGCUCCAUUGAGAGGAGUCAGGCUGAGCUGCUGGAGGUGAUGGAGGAGGAGCAGAAAGCAGCAGAGAAGCAGGCUGAAGGACUCAUUAAAGAGCUGCAACAGGAAAUCGAUGAGCUAAAGAGGAGAGACACUGAGCUGGAGCAGCUCUCACACACUGACGAUCAUCUCCACCUCCUACAGAUUUAUCCGUCACUGUGCAUCGCUCCACACACCAAGAACUGGACUGAGAUCAGGAUUAAAACUGAACCGAGUGUGGAAGCUCUGAGGACGGCUCUGUCUCAGCUUCAGAAGACUCUGAAUGAGAAACUCAGUGUAACUCUGAAUGAGAAACUCAGUGUAACUCUGAAUGAGAAACUGAAGGAAACAGUCUCCACAGAACUGAAGAGGAUUCAGCAACAUGCAGUGGAUGUGACUCUGGAUCCUGAUACAGCUUAUCCUCGUCUCAUCCUGUCUGAUGAUGGAAAACAAGUGACGUGUGGAGACACAAAGCAGAAUCUCCCAGACACCCCGAAAAGAUUCACUAAUUAUUUGAUAAUCCUGGGAAAUCAGGGUUUCUCUUCAGGGAGGUUUUACUAUGAGGUGCAGGUCAGCAGGAAGACUGAGUGGAGUUUAGGAGUGGUCAGAGAGUCUGUUAACAGGAAGGGGAAAAUUGAGACAUUUAAACCUCAGAAUGGAUUCUGGACUGUGGUUCUGAGGAACGGGAAUGAGUAUACUGCUCGUGAUGAUCCCUGUAUCUCCCUCUCCCUGAGAGAGAAACCCCAGAAGGUGGGCGUGUUUGUGGAUUAUGAUGAGGGUCUGGUGUCCUUUUAUGACGUUGAGGCCAGGUCUCAUAUCUACUCUUUCACUGGUCAGUCUUUCACUGAGAAACUCUAUCCAUACUUCUGUCCUUGUCAUACCAAUGGAGGUAAAAACUCAGCACCACUGAUCAUCUCUCGUGUGUUAAACACUGAAUAAAUUUCUCACAUUUUCAGUUCACUAAUGCAUAAAGUGCAACAAGCAACACUAAUGAAUAAGCUAAAAAUAGAAUAGGAUAUUUGGUUUUUCAUACAUCUACCGCUUACUCCUUUUCAGGGUCACGGGGAACCUGGAGCCUAUCCCAGGAAGCAUUGGGCACAAGGCGGGGUAUAUUUGGUUUUAUAAGUUAUAAUUAUUUUGUGUUUAACAUUUUGUUUGUGUAUUUCAGUUAUUGUAUUUUACAGUAAGAAUGUUUGUGAUGUACAACAUGUUCACUAAAAUAGAGGUGUGUAUCAGGGCUAAGAUCCAUAGGGACCCAACAAAAAAUGUUGCAAGACUGGGUAGUCAUAUAUGAAGCUUUCAGGUUCCUCGUUUCACAUUCAAACCAACUAAUUUUAUUGAUAAUAAAAGCAGAAGUGGAUGGGAUUGGUUAGAAUUCCAUCAAGAAUGGGGGGUUUGAUCAGAAUUCCUUUGAGAGCAAGCAAGAUUUGUCAGAAUUCCUUCUGGAAGUGGAAAGGAUUGGUCAUAAUGCCUUCUGAAGCAGGUGGAAUUGGUCAUUAUACCUUCAGAAGCAGGUGGGAUUGGUCAUAAUUCUGUCACAAGUGGAGGCAUUUGACAGAAUUCCUUUGAGAGCAAGUGAAUUUGGUCGGAAUUCCCCCAGAAGCAGAUGAGGUUGUCAGAAUUCCUCUGAGAGCACGCAGGAUUCAUCAGAAUUCAUUCAGGAGUGGGCAGGAUCAGUCCAAAUUCCCUCGGGAGCAGGUGGGAUUGGUCAAAAUUCUUUUGAGAGCGAGCGAGAUUGGUCAGAAGUCUUUCAGGAGUGGGCCGGGUUGGUUAGAAUCUUUUCGGGAGCUGGUGAUAUUGGUCAGAAUUCCUUCAGAAGCAUGUGGGAUUGGUCAGAAUUCUUUCACAAUUUUUUUGGGCGCGAGCAGGAUUGGUCAGUAUUUCUGUGAGAGAGGGCAGGAAUAGUCAGAAUUCCUUCAGGAGCAGAUGGAAAUGUUUGGGGAGCAAAUAGGAUUGGUCAUUAUUGGAUUCCGUCAGGAGAGGGCAGUAGUGGGAUUUAAAAAAAAAAACGGUCUAUUGCACACUUCUACUCUAAAUUUCCACCUAAAUAAAUGCAUACAUUGAAAAAAAAACUAAUGUGUUGGAGUUUGUUUAGAUUAAAUCUUUAUAAUAAUAUAACUUGAGCAUGAGUUUUGUGAUUUAGUGUUACUGUUUAUCAUUUGCUCAUGAAAUGGAGAUCAACCACAAUGUAAACUAAAAUAUAACCUCAGUUAUGCUUUUGAAAAACUUAUUGGGCAGAAAUGAUGAGCUAAAAAGUCAUUUUCUAUGACAAAGUUUAUUCCAGAUUAUUACCCUCCUGACUGCCUCAGAUUUCAUCAAUACUCAACUAGCAGGAUCCCCAAACUGAAGAGCACCAGAGGGAUAUUUUUUUUUAUACCCAAGCAGCACUCU
This is a messenger RNA of Ictalurus furcatus (blue catfish), 3411 nucleotides long. RefSeq names its product E3 ubiquitin-protein ligase TRIM39. Gene Ontology annotation, molecular function: zinc ion binding; protein binding. The record is from RefSeq and is a predicted model, not a curated record. The coding region runs from base 253 to 1959 and encodes 568 amino acids. NCBI's taxonomy places the organism in Eukaryota, Metazoa, Chordata, Actinopteri, Siluriformes, Ictaluridae. The transcript has 8 exons.